UUCUCAGUCCUUUUUUCCCCCCAUUCCUGCUGCUCUGCACCCUGAGCACCAUCCAGACGCACUGGUGUGUGACAAGAACAGCUAUGCAGACAGUAAAGCAGCACUCAACCACAUCCUGACGGCAUCCUGGGCACCCCAAACGCUCUUUCCACAGCCUCCAGAAGUGGGGUAUUUUCAGAACGGAGACUUGAAGGACUCAGUUUUAGACAGAAUCAAGGGAUGUCACAGGAAGCCUCCAAAUGAGAGAUACUGAAGUGAACGAGAGCUACAAAGGGAUACAGCGAGUGACCGAAGAGUUGGCGAGAAUCAGACAGACUUUGACUGCUCAUCUUGACUCGUUCGACUCAUUCUGAGCGAGGUGGAUUUCUUUGCACAUUCUUGAGGGAACUGCAGGUGGCUUCCUGACUUCACUGAACUUGGUCUAAUUCUACACUGAAACAGAAGUUUAUUAAGGACAAUUAUGGCCAACUCUGGGUUUCAGCUUCUGGGAUAUUUUCUUGCUCUGGGUGGAUGGAUUGGCAUCAUCUCCACUACGGUGCUGCCCCAAUGGAAGCAAUCCUCAUAUGCAGGGGAUGCCAUCAUUAUGGCCGUGGGCUUGUAUGAAGGCCUGUGGAUGUCCUGUGCAUCUCAGAGCACGGGCCAGGUCCAGUGCAAGAUCUUUGACUCCUUGCUCUCGCUGGAUGUCCACAUUCAGACGUGUCGAGCUCUGAUGGUGAUCUCAGUGCUGAUGGGAUUCAUUGCUAUCAUUGUGAGUGUGGUCGGAAUGAAAUGCACAAAGGUGGGUGACAACAACCCAUCCACCAAGAGCAAAAUCGCCAUCUCUGGCGGGAGUCUGUUCCUGCUCUCAGGUGUGUGCACGCUGGUGGCUGUGUCAUGGUACGCCACACAGGUCUCCUACCAUUUCUUCGAUCCGAAUACGCCAAUUAACGCCAGGUAUGAGUUUGGCCCCGCCCUCUUUGUAGGGUGGGCGGCUGCCAUCCUGAUGAUGUUGGGCGGCUCGUUCCUCUGCUGCUCCUGCGUUAACGAGGAAAGAAGAGGACAGCAGUUCUACCGGCAAUCUCAACCCUCUACAGCCAGGGAGUACGUGGAUGAGUUGUUGAGUGAGACUAGUUUCCCUGACUGACCAACCCUCCCUGCCUUUAUUCGAGGACUGUCCGAGCUCCACUCUCUGUAUCUGUGUCCCUCACUCCCACCUAGAACCCAAAUUUGGACGCUUGUCUGUAUGACUGGACAAAUGUCCCUUCUACACCCUACAUACUUAAAAUCUGUGUGCCUUUUUUUCAACAUCUGAUCAAUAAACGUGUUUGAAAAAUCGUCACCCCGUAUCUGUUGUGUGCGUGGCCCCCAAAACCCCUCUUUGUUUGUGACCCCAUAAAACCACCUUUGUAAAUAUGUACUAUUGUAGCAUGUGCCUGAAAACACCCUACAAAGCAUGGACUGUUGCAUUGCAAUACAUCUGAAACGGUGGAUCUGAUAUCCGUUUUCUUUGUAACUCAAACAUGUUUUGUUUUUCUUUUAAAUUGCAGAGCAAAUGUUAAAAGUUCUCCAGCAGAGAAAGGGGAGCAGUACUUGUAGUUUGGGAGAGGGCGACUUCGUGGGUCACAAGCUGUUAGAUUUUGGCAACAGACAAGACACUCUCUUUCGGUAAAAGAAAAAGCAAAGAACUCCAGUAGAAACUUAUUCUAGAUUUCGAUCCCUGUAAUACAGACGAUGCAGAGGUUCAUAAAGUCAAGCAAUGCAUUUCCAAACAACGUGACUUUGUACUGUAGUAUAAAACAAAUGUCAGAAAUUUGAUAAGGAGUGAGCCACAACAGCAUUACCGCAAAGUGUGCGACAAAUAUGUCAUUUUUUUGUUACAGUUGGAGUUAUACUUGCCGAAAAACUAUAUCACUCAUCUGGAGAGCAUUGAUUCAGGGUACAUUAUAAUGCAUUUAAAUAAUUAUGCAAAUCUUCAAUAUGUGCGGUGUAAUAUACUUUGAACUAUAACUGUGUUUUGACUCACAAAUGUCUUUUAGUUUGCUAAUAGUUUCUAUUCUUUCUUGGCGUAUAUGAAAUGGAUCUUUUACCCAUGGUAAAAUCAAUAGUUUUUUUUCCUUCUUCUUCUGUUUUUUUGUUCAUAAAACGUAUGGUGCGUAAACUUUGAGGGGUUUGUCGCAUUUGAUUUUGCUUCAAAAGAGACCCACAUGUGACACAGAUACAAUUAAAUCUCUCUAGUGCACUUAUGAUUUGUCUUGGUGAAUUGUAUUCAACCUGCAUUGAAAGGCACUAUUUAUCACAAAUAAUGUCUUUGAAGUGAUCGCGGAGUCUGUAGGUUGACAUUAGAAAUAUUUUAGUUCAUGUUCCACCAAUUAUGUUACCUAAUAUUCAAGUAUGUAUCAUCUCAUAUGAUGUAUCAAGCUUUCUGUUCAUCUGUUUUAAAAUAAAAUAAACUAUACAAAGA
This is a messenger RNA of Onychostoma macrolepis, 2440 nucleotides long. It is a transcript of the gene cldn19, whose product is annotated as claudin 19. NCBI's taxonomy places the organism in Eukaryota, Metazoa, Chordata, Actinopteri, Cypriniformes, Cyprinidae. The coding region runs from base 461 to 1123 and encodes 220 amino acids. Gene Ontology annotation, biological process: cell adhesion; bicellular tight junction assembly. Gene Ontology annotation, cellular component: bicellular tight junction; plasma membrane. The record is from RefSeq and is a predicted model, not a curated record. Gene Ontology annotation, molecular function: structural molecule activity. The transcript is spliced from 5 exons.